This is a messenger RNA of Cyprinodon tularosa, 6262 nucleotides long. RefSeq names its product potassium channel, subfamily T, member 1 (gene kcnt1). Gene Ontology annotation, biological process: potassium ion transport. The transcript has 31 exons. Gene Ontology annotation, molecular function: intracellular sodium-activated potassium channel activity. The record is from RefSeq and is a predicted model, not a curated record. The coding region runs from base 267 to 4058 and encodes 1263 amino acids. Gene Ontology annotation, cellular component: membrane. NCBI's taxonomy places the organism in Eukaryota, Metazoa, Chordata, Actinopteri, Cyprinodontiformes, Cyprinodontidae.
AGAUCUGACUCUUCUGCGUCUCCUUCUGUGACGCUGUCAGCCUCGUCUCAUGCCUCUCGUUUAUCAGUCCACCGUUCAUCAUAUUUUGCUAAAAAAGAAACUCAUUAGUCACUUUAUAUGAGCGUAGGUGGAAAAACCAAUAUACUUCCCUCCAAUAUGCACCUGCAUAGGUGAGACGCAAAAGUGGAAGGGAGGAUAACUUUUAUUUAAUAAUAGCUCUUUUUUUUUGUUGGGCUGUACACUUCUGCCUGGCAGAUCGCCCUCCGAUGCAAUUAACCCAGGAAGACGACUUUGUGAAGGACUCCACGCCGACCACCGCAGCACUCCAGCCGGACAGAAGCGCCGGAUCUCCGGCCAAGAUGUGCAGCGAGUGCUACGUCAAUCAGUCAUUUGUGAACGACGACGGGACCGUGAGCGCCCAUAAACCCCGUCCUGCCACAGCACCACUUCAGACUAAUAGCAACUGCAGCAGUGGAGUUAUCCUAGACAUCUCCUCACUGAAGAUGGAGCAGCUGGAAAGCGAGGUCCCUCCGCUGCCGCCCCGUUUUCGCUUUAGAGAUUUGCUGCUUGGGGACCAAAACUUCCAGAAUGAUGACAGGGUGCAGGUCGAGUUUUACGUGAAUGAAAACACCUUCAAGGAGCGUCUGAAGCUUUUCUUCAUCAAAAACCAAAGAUCAAGCCUAAGGAUUCGCGUUUUCAACUUCUGCCUGAAGCUACUAACCUGUCUGCUGUACAUCAUCAGAGUGAUGACAGACAGACCUGGUCAGACAGGUGGAAGCCACAGCUCGCUGCAACAAAGCACUCCAAAUGGCAACAGCAAAUGUGUCGACUGUCAGUGGAAUGGAUCAGUGCAGGACAGAGAAAUCAACUGGGACUUGAUCUUCUGGGUGGAGAGGAAGGCUCCAGUCUGGGCCAUUCAAGUGAUUGUGGCCAUCAUUAGUUUCCUGGAGACUAUGUUGCUCAUGUAUCUGAGCUACAAGGGGAACAUUUGGGAACAAAUAUUUCAGGUGUCCUUUCUUCUAGAGAUGCUCAACACUGUUCCCUUCAUUAUUACAAUCUUUUGGCCUUCGAUAAAGGACAUCUUCAUUCCUGUGUUUCUCAACUGUUGGCUGGCUAAAUGUGCUUUAGAAAACAUGAUUAAUGAUGUUCACAGAGCAAUCCAGAGGACAAACUCGGCCAUGUUCAACCAGGUCAUCAUUCUCAUUUGCACCCUGCUGUGCCUCGUCUUUACUGGCACAUGUGGGAUUCAGCACCUGGAGCGAGCCGGCCAAAAUCUCUCCCUCUUCAAUUCUUUUUACUUCUGCAUUGUCACCUUCUCCACUGUGGGAUUUGGAGACGUCACACCGCGCAUAUGGCCCUCUCAGCUGCUUGUAGUCAUCAUGAUCUGUGUGGCUCUGGUGGUGCUUCCUCUCCAGUUUGAGGAGCUGAUCUACCUGUGGAUGGAGAGACAGAAGUCUGGAGGGAACUACAGCCGCCAUAGAGCUCAGACGGAGAAACACGUCGUUCUUUGUGUCAGCACACUCAAAAUAGACCUACUCAUGGAUUUUCUCAAUGAAUUUUACGCACACCCCAGGCUGCAGGAUUACUAUGUGGUGAUCCUAUGCCCAAGUGAAAUGGACCUCCAGGUGCGAAGGGUGCUGCAAAUUCCCCUGUGGUCUCAGAGAGUCAUCUAUCUGCAAGGGUCUGUUCUCAAAGACCAGGAUCUCCUCAGAGCCAAAAUGGAUGAUGCAGAGGCUUGUUUCAUCCUGAGCAGUCGUAAUGAGGUUGAUCGCAUGGCAGCGGACCAUCAGACCAUCUUGAGAGCUUGGGCUGUAAAAGACUUUGCUCCAAACUGUCCUCUUUAUGUCCAGAUACUCAAACCGGAAAAUAAGUUUCAUGUUAAAUUUGCAGAUCAGGUUGUGUGCGAGGAGGAGUUCAAGUAUGCUAUGUUGGCUCUCAACUGUGUGUGCCCUGCCACUUCCACCUUGGUCACGCUCCUGGUGCACACCUCCCGUGGACGAGAAGGACAGCAGUCUCCAGAGCAGUGGCAGAGGAUGUAUGGAUGUUGCUCUGGCAACGAGGUCUACCACAUCAGACUGUGUGACAGCAAGUUCUUUGGAGAGUAUAAUGGCAAAAGCUUUACCUACGCCUCCUUUCAUGCUCACAAGAAAUAUGGUGUCUGUCUCAUUGGUAUAAAGAGGGAGGAAAACAAAAGCAUUCUGCUGAACCCUGGUCCACACCACAUCAUGGCUGCCACAGAUACCUGCUACUACAUCAACAUCACCAAAGAGGAGAACUCAGCUUUCAUCUUCAACCAGGAGGAGAGAAAAGGACGUCCUGUCGGAGGAAUCUACGAUGGGCCCUCACAGCUUCCUGUGCACAGCAUCAUUGCAAGCAUGGGUACUGUGGCCAUUGAUCUUCAAAAUGCAAGUCCACCCACCAUGUCAGGGGGCAAACUGGUCCCAUCUGCUGUAAAUGGUACUGGCAGCCGCCGACCCAGUAUUGCUCCAGUCCAAGAAAUUGCUGAUUCUGCCUCCAUCUUGCCAUGUGACCUCUUAAGCGACCAGUCAGAAGAUGACACUGUCUUUACAGAGGAAAAGGGUCGCUCCCCCACUGAGUAUGUGAAAGGUUAUCCUCCCAACUCUCCGUACAUUGGGAGCUCGCCCACCUUGUGCCAUCUGUUAGCUGAAAAAGCACCAUUUUGCUGCCUACGAUUAGACCAGGGCUGUAUGCACAACAGCUUUGAGGAUGCUAAGGCAUAUGGCUUUAAGAACAAGCUGAUCAUUGUGUCGGCUGAGACUGCAGGAAACGGUCUCUAUAACUUCAUAGUGCCUCUCAGAGCUUAUUACAGAGCUAGAAAGGAGCUGAACCCCAUUGUCUUACUGCUGGAUAACCCCCCUGAUAAUCACUUCCUGGAAGCCAUUUGCUGUUUCCCAAUGGUGUACUACAUGGCUGGGUCCAUAGACAAUCUGGACAGUCUGCUCCAGUGUGGAAUUAUAUAUGCGGAUAACUUGGUUGUGGUUGAUAAAGAGAGUACAAUGAGUGCAGAGGAGGACUACAUGGCUGAUGCAAAAACUAUUGUCAAUGUACAAACUAUGUUCAGGCUAUUUCCAAGUCUCAGUAUUAUCACUGAGCUUACACAUCCAUCCAACAUGAGGUUCAUGCAGUUCAGAGCAAAGGACUGCUAUUCGCUGGCUCUGUCAAAGCUGGAAAAGAAAGAGCGAGACAAAGGCUCCAACCUGGCCUUCAUGUUUCGCCUGCCCUUCGCUGCAGGCAGAGUGUUCAGCAUCAGCAUGUUGGAUACCCUCCUCUAUCAGUCUUUUGUAAAGGACUACAUGAUUGUUAUUGCUAGACUUCUGCUGGGACUGGACACCACUCCUGGAUCAGGCUUCCUUUGUGCUAUGAAAAUAACAGAAGAGGAUUUAUGGAUUGGUACCUAUGGGAGACUCUUCCAAAAACUUUGCUCCUCUAGUGCUGAAAUUCCUAUUGGCAUCUAUCGUACAGAGUCCCACAUUUUCACCACUUCAGAGUCCCAGGUAUCAAUGAGUGUAGACGACUGUGAAGACACAAAAGAAAGAGGGGACGAGUCUCGCAGCAAUGACCCAUCAGAUUACCCCCUGCUGAGGAAGAAGAGUAUGCAAUGGGCACGGCGUCUCAGUAAGAAAAGCGUGAGGUGGCAGGGAAGCAGCCGAGACUCGAGUAAAGACCACGCGCAGCGCAUAGCUCAGCAGCGUCUUAACCUCUACAGACGGUCUGAGAGGGAAGAGCUGUCUGAGCUGGUCCGUAACCGUAUGAGGCAUCUGGGCCUUCCCACUUCUGGAUACGAUGAUCUGACAAAUCUGACAGCCAGUGAUGUCAUGAACAGAGUCAAUUUGGGAUAUUUACAAGAUGAGCAGAAUGACCACCAGAACACUUUGUCCUAUGUACUCAUCAACCCUUCUCAUGACACCAGACUGGAGAUCAAUGACAUUGUAUAUUUGAUACGUUCUGACCCUCUGGCGCACGUUCCGGAUGAGCCGCCCGUCCACAGCAGUAGCCUAAAAGAGAGACAGGAGUCCAGAGAGGACACCCCACUCUGACAUAAUGCUGACUUUUAACCGAGAUGGCCUCCUUUCAGUUGGAAUAUAAAGAAGACAAUUUGGUCUUUGGUUCCUUUAGUGUUGAAACCCACAAAUGUAUAAUGUGAGUGCCUACUGCCUGUCUGAUCCCAUUGGAUAUCAUGUUUGCAAUUUUACUCAUCUUGCUUCAAAUGCUGUACAUACAAAAGCUUCAUCAAGUCUAAAUACCGUAGACUUAUUAGAUGUGUAUCUACAGUUUACCUAAGACUUACAUUGUUGAAACAUAGGGUACCACAGGAGAGUAAGACAAUGACAGACAUCUGCUUAUACAGUUCUCAGCAAAAAAAUCGAAAAUAUUUAGGCUUUAAGUUGUCUUUUGACUUUCCAUGGUUGACACAUUUGUCUGUUUAAAAGUCUGCUAAACUCAAACAACCCUAAGUGACUUAAAUAAAAAUGAGCAUUAAAGUUUCAGAUGUUUAUUUUGUAGCUAAAAUUUAAUUUAAUUAGUGCCAAUAAGGACUAUGUUAAUGGGUUAUGUAUGUAUAUAAUGAUGCUAGUUAUUUCUGUUUGUUUCCUUUGUUUAAAGUGUUAUUUUCCUGAGGACUCUGCAGCUUUAUUAACAGGUUGAGAUUGAUCUUUAGUAUUCUAAAGUACUUUUUGUUGUGUUUUUUUUUUUUUUUCUUUUUUUUUUGUGGGUUUGGGCAUGCACUCUUUGGUGUCGUGCAUGUUUUAGAGAAUCGAAACUAUUUCCCAUGAAGUAUUUUCUAUAAAUGUAAGUCCUUUAAAUAAGAGGCCUAAAUGUCUGCAGAUCUCGCCAGUACUAUGAAACCUGCUGUGAUUUCAAAAGCUGUUUUGAAUUGUGUUUUCAUUCAUUAAUGGAGAAAAUCAUUUUAAGGUUUACCAACCUUUGCAGCAACAAGUUAUACCUUACCUUUUUCAAUAGCCGGUAUUCUGUCUUUUACACCACUGCAGAGGAAUGUUGACGCCCUCCUCUUAGCAGACAUGUUUUAAUUCAGCCUUAAUGGUUUCAAACUAAUAAACAUUCUCCCUCAGGAUUGUCUGUUAGAUAUUAGAAUACAUGGUUUUAGCUGUUAAGAAAUGUUAUAUUACUUUGGCUUGAAAAGUAACUUGCACCUUUAAAAAAAUUCAACAUUUCUCUUUUAUAGAUAGAUACAGAUAUUUUCUACCCUGUUUUGGGGACAAUCAAGAAUUUUGUGAGACAGGUCCUUUGUGUUUGUUUCAUUCAGGAGUCUUUUUGACCUUAGAACUUUGCCAUCCAUAGAACUUCCAUUCUCUUUCUUACAUUUGCAAACUAAACAACACAGACCUUGAGGCAAUCGAGGCCUGCCAGGCCUGAGCUGUCCUUCUUUUUGCGACCCUCCUGAUGUGUUUCAGCUUUGCAGUAAUUUUGUAGUCCCUGAGAAUCCUCCCCUUUAAUUCAUUUUGUCUCCAGUUGUAGUUUAUGGAUCCAACCAUGGUUCUCCAAAGCCCCAAAACCUUAUAAAUUGCUUUAUAUUUCAAAUUCUAAGUACCGUCUUGAUUCUACAUGUCAGCCAGUAAAUAAGUUUGGUUCUGUUAUUAAAACUAAAGCUAAAUUUUUUUUAUAAAUAUUUAGUUUACAUACUAUAAUUUACUUGAUCUGAAAUAUUUAGGUGACCAUCUUUAUCUGUGCAUCGCCAAUCAGCUGUCUUGUUAAAGUAGGUUACUUCUCUUUUCCUUACCUUGAAGGAGAGAAAUCCAGCAGUCAGUCUUAUAAGUGGCAUGCAUGUUAAGCAGCAGGCUGCCAAAGCAGUUAGCCUGUCUGACUAAUAAGCUAAAAUUAACUUGUUAAGCAAACUCUUAUUAGAUCAAGAGAAUCUCUAUUAAAGCUUUACCUGAAAAUCGAUAUAUAACCGAUAUGUUUGUUAUACUGUAACCAUAGCCACCUAUAUAUUAUUUUAGCCACAAAAUAAUGACUGCUUCCCUGUUUUAAAUGUAAACAGUUUAAUUGUUAUACAUUUUUUAUUUAUGUAAAUGCAGUUAGAAUCUGUAAAGGGGUCCAUGCCCAUUUCUCCUACUAUAAUCUUAAAGCCCCAUGUUGUGAUUGCUUGACAAAAGUGUGUAUCUCUUUUUCCAUUUCAGUGUUGACUCAAUUUGUACUUAAACAUAGCUUUAUGUGCACAUUAAAGUGCUUGAAAAUACAUAGAGUGGUUUGAGUUGUGUUCCUUUUAUACUCUGUUCAUUUU